AUGCAGGCUGCCAAAGACGCGGUUCACAAGUUCACCUCCAAGCGGGGUCACGAUACCACGGUUGACGAGAACGUCACCGGUGCCGUUACCAAGGAGAAUAUCCGCCCACACCAGCAUGAGGAACGAACUCAAGCCCUAGACCGUGAGGUCCACCAGGAUCAUUAUCACACUACAGUGCAACCCGUUUCUCACCAAGAGCAACUCCCGGAAAAGCACACUCACAAUCUGAUCCCAACCGAGCACCGUGAGAUCCGCCAUGAGGAUCCCAACCAUUCCAAGUCUCAAGCAGCCGCCCAUCUCGCGCAAUUCCAGUCAGGUAGCACUACGCAUGAGACUACCCGCAGUGCCGAGAACAAGGCCACUGUCGCAGGCGAACACGUCCAUCACCACGUGCAUGAGACGGUCGUCCCGGUAGUCCACAAGGAGACCAUUCAGCCUGAAGUUGUCCACACCACACAGCCCAUCCACGAGACACAUCACGCUCCCAGCCAACACCAUGGAAUUAGUGCCUUGCCUAUGAAGUCUCUUGAUGAGUUCAAGUCCGGAGGUGGUACUUUGGACGGCCAUGCCAAGUCUGCCCAUGAGGAGUACGAUGGUGCACCAAGGCCCUACAAUGACAAGCUGAGCACCACCUUGGACAAGCUCGGCUUCAAGGAAGGUACAAACAGCCACGGACAGCAGGCACAACAUGCAGGCAACGUAAACCCUGCUACAGGUGAGAGUGGCAUUGGUGCUGGCCAACACUCUGCUGGUCAACACCAGACUGGUACGCAUAACACAUCAUCAGGCCUUGGUGGUGCUGGUGCCGGCGCUGGUCUUGGUGCAGGCGCGGCUGCAGCUUCCGCCUUGGACAGCCAUAAGCACGGUCAUGAGCACACCGGACGAGACUCCGGUGUAGGUGGCUUGCGCCGCUCCGGUAGUCAGAGCAGUUCUGACUACGAGUAUGCAGCUGAUGGUUCCAAGGUGGGGAAGAACAAGUUGGGUCGUCACCAACAAGAAGGCAUGACCGAGGGACGUGUUCUGUAA
This is a messenger RNA of Cyphellophora europaea CBS 101466, 1026 nucleotides long. RefSeq lists its product as uncharacterized. The coding region runs from base 1 to 1026 and encodes 341 amino acids. The record is from RefSeq and is a predicted model, not a curated record. NCBI's taxonomy places the organism in Eukaryota, Fungi, Ascomycota, Eurotiomycetes, Chaetothyriales, Cyphellophoraceae. The transcript has 2 exons.